GGUCCCGCGCGGGGUGUUAACCGCCGGUUUCAGUGGGAGGCGUUUCGCCGCUUCCUCUCCUUGGCGUACACACCCCCGGCACACCACGUGGGCGUGAGGCGAAGAAGGAGGGGGUGUUAGGCCGAAUUCUCGCCUCAUUGGCUGUCUCUGCUGCCGGCUCUCUCAAGAAAGCUCUCUGAUUGGUCGCCAAAGAAGUGACAGGAGGAGCCCCUGCUCAGGACCUAAGGAUGCUGUGAGUAGAAGAUGGGAUCAAGGAACAGCAGCAGCGCGGGAUCCGGGUCUGGAGACCCCUCCGAGGGCUUGUCCCGCAGAGGAGCUGGCCUGCGUCGGGGUGAGGAAGAGGAAGAGGAGGAUGAAGAUGUGGAUCUGGCCCAGGUACUGGCCUAUCUCCUCCGCAGAGGCCAAGUGAGGUUGGUGCAGGGAGGAGGUGCAGCAAAUUUACAACUCAUCCAGGCCCUCUCGGACUCGGAGGAAGAGCAUGACAGUGCCUGGGAUGGCCGUCUUGGGGAUCGAUACAACCCACCUGUGGACGCAACCCCCGACACCCAGGAGCUGGAAUGUAAUGAGAUCAAGACGCAAGUGGAGUUGGCCACAGGACGGCUAGGGAUUAGGCGGGCAGCCCAGGAGCACAGCUUUCCUCGAAUGUUGUAUCAGAGAGAACGGGGCCUCUGCCAUCGGGGAAGCUUCUCCCUUGGAGAACAGUCUCGAGUGAUGUCUCACUUCUUGCCCAAUGACCUGGGCUUCACUGAUACCUACUCUCAGAAGGCUUUCUGUGGCAUCUACAGCAAAGAUGGUCAAAUCUUCAUGUCUGCUUGCCAAGACCAGACAAUCAGACUGUAUGACUGCCGGUAUGGCCGCUUCCACAAAUUCAAGAGCAUCAAGGCCCGGGAUGUAGGCUGGAGUGUCCUGGAUGUGGCCUUCACCCCUGAUGGCAGCCACUUCCUGUAUUCCAGCUGGUCUGAUUACAUUCAUAUAUGCAACAUCUACGGGGAAGGAGACACACACACUGCCCUGGAUCUAAGGCCAGAUGAGCGUCGCUUUGCUGUAUUCUCCAUUGCUGUCUCCUCAGAUGGACGAGAAGUACUAGGAGGGGCCAAUGAUGGCUGCCUGUAUGUUUUUGACCGAGAACAAAACCGACGCACCCUGCAGAUUGAAUCUCAUGAGGAUGAUGUGAAUGCAGUGGCCUUUGCUGAUAUAAGCUCCCAAAUCCUGUUUUCUGGGGGAGAUGAUGCCAUCUGCAAGGUGUGGGAUCGACGCACCAUGCGGGAGGAUGACCCAAAGCCUGUGGGUGCACUGGCUGGCCACCAGGAUGGCAUCACCUUCAUUGACAGCAAGGGCGAUGCUCGGUAUCUCAUCUCCAACUCCAAAGACCAGACCAUCAAGCUCUGGGAUAUCCGACGCUUUUCUAGCCGAGAGGGCAUGGAAGCCUCACGCCACGCUGCCACACAGCAAACGUGGGACUAUCGCUGGCAGCAGGUGCCCAAAAAAGCCUGGCGGAAGCUGAAGCUCCCAGGGGACAGUUCCUUGAUGACCUACCGGGGCCAUGGGGUGCUGCACACCCUCAUCCGCUGCCGAUUCUCCCCUACGCACAGUACGGGCCAGCAGUUCAUUUACAGUGGCUGCUCCACUGGCAAAGUGGUUGUGUAUGACCUGCUCAGUGGCCACAUUGUGAAGAAGCUGACCAACCACAAGGCCUGUGUGCGUGAUGUCAGCUGGCACCCCUUUGAAGAGAAGAUUGUCAGCAGUUCGUGGGACGGGAGCCUGCGUCUGUGGCAGUACCGCCAGGCUGAGUACUUCCAGGAUGACAUGCCAGAGUCUGAGGAAUGCUCCAGUCCCCCCACCCGCCCCUCUACGGCCUUUUCCUCACCCCAGUAGACCCUUCUGACCUUUAGUCUAUUACAGGGUGAACCUCUCACCAAGUUCUCUGGCUCCUCCCCGCUUUCCUUUCUGGGGAACAUGUGGAGGAGUCACUGGCACUGGAUGGCAUGAAACAGCAGCCCAAGCUCUGGGCCCCAGAUGAGCCCUGGAGGAUCCACUCCGUGGGCUGACUAGUUUCCUCAUGCAUUCACACCCGCUCUGCUUGGGUCCCUAUCUCUGACCCGGGUCUGGCAGGACUGCCAUUAUCUCAGGUGUGGCCUCUGCCAGCAAGAGAACUAUCCUGAGUGUUUUUAAUCAUGUUUGUAUGUGAGGUGUUGGCUCCUAGAGUAGACACCUGAGGUCAGGUCUGAGUGACCAGGUUGUCACACUGAGGAUUAGAUUGGCCCAUCAGAGGGCUAAGUGUCCUGGCCUUGCUUUCUGAGGCCUUGAGGAAGGGCAGGGUGAGUAGAGGUAUCUCCUCACCACCCUCCUGGGGUGGGGAUAAGGUCUCCCAUUACCAUGCCUGGAUCACUGGGGUUGGACAGGCUGUGCUGUGAAGGGCAGGAGUCUGCAAAGCUGUGUGUGGCACCACACAGGCCAGGUCCUAGCUUCCCAGAGGCUCCUGUCAUGCUGGAGGCCAGUAGCUUCAAGGGCAGAGGUUGAAGUAGGACUCCCUUGUCCUCUCACUGGCGUUGGCUCCCUCAAUAAACUCUCUGUGGGAACCUGG
Chinchilla lanigera (long-tailed chinchilla) is the source of this 2584-nucleotide messenger RNA. It is a transcript of the gene Dcaf11, whose product is annotated as DDB1 and CUL4 associated factor 11. The transcript has 15 exons. The record is from RefSeq and is a predicted model, not a curated record. The coding region runs from base 244 to 1875 and encodes 543 amino acids. Gene Ontology annotation, biological process: proteasome-mediated ubiquitin-dependent protein catabolic process. Gene Ontology annotation, molecular function: protein binding. Lineage: Eukaryota; Metazoa; Chordata; Mammalia; Rodentia; Chinchillidae. Gene Ontology annotation, cellular component: Cul4-RING E3 ubiquitin ligase complex.